AUCCACACAAAAGUUUUGGUACCUUCAAAAUAAAAGUGACCCAAUAGCACAUGCUGGCACAUCUGGCGAAGCUCUCCUAAGCGCAUAUGGCCAAUAUUGGGAGGGGGAUUUAAAAACAACAACAACAAAAAAAGAAAAGUCGUGUUUCCAAGUUGCAUUAGCUCAUUUGUUUCCCUGAAGCCUAUUUCUGUCGUCCAUUGAAAGGAAACGCUGGGCCAUCCCCCCGACGCGCGCCUGUGCUGUGGAGCUCCCCCUUGCUGCGCGCAUCGUGAUCUAGUGGAUGCAGAGUCUUGCAGAGAACGCAGGGUCACCUUCUGCCACUGCAAGGGGAAAUACGGAAUAAUUUGCAGCAGAGGCUAUUGGCUAGUAGUGCUCCUCAGCAGCAGCAGCAGCAUCUCUGGUGAUCUCCUGCAGGGGACCAAGAGCUCUCUCUAAGGUUUAUGGAAACCUGACCUCCCAUUGGUGGAGAAGUGCAUGAGGAACCCAGCUCUGCUGCAGAGGACAGGUUUAGACAUUAGAGUGCUUUGCCACAUCCAGGAAAAUGUCUGGCUCCUACGAUGAAUGUGCAGGUGCUGACGACACCAUGGACAGCUUCUGGGAGGUGGGGAACUACAAACGUGCUGUCAAGAGAUUCGAUGAUGGCCAUCGGCUCUGCAAUGAUCUUAUGGGCUGCCUGCAGGAACGUGCCAAGAUAGAGAAAGCAUACGGUGACCAGCUAACUGCCUGGUCCAAGAGAUGGAGACAACUCAUUGAGAAAGGUCCACAGUAUGGCUCUGUGGAGAGAGCCUGGUUGGCCGUGAUGACCGAGGCAGAGAAAGUGAGUGAGCUGCACCAAGACGUGAAGAACAACCUGCUGAACGAAGAUGUGGAGAAAGUGAAGAACUGGCAGAAGGAGGCGUAUCAUAAGCAGAUGAUUGGAGGCUUCAAAGAGGCCAAAGAGGCAGAGGAAGGCUUUAAGAAGGCUCAGAAACCAUGGGCCAAGAAGCUUAAGGAGAUGGAGACGGCUAAGAAAGCGUACCACAUGGCCUGCAAGGAGGAGAAACUGGCUGCAACCCGAGAGGCCAACGGCAAGACUGAGGCUUCUGUCACGGUAGAUCAGCAGAAGAAGCUCCACGAGAAAGUGGACAAAUGCAAGCAGGACGUGCAGAAGGCUAAAGAAAAGUAUGAGAAGUCUCUGGAGGAGCUGAACAAGUGCACUCAACCAUACAUGGAGAGCAUGGAGCUGGUGUUUGACCAGUGCCAGCAGCACGAAGUCAAGAGGCUGACCUUCCUCAAGGAAGCCUUGCUGGACAUCAAACGCCAUCUUAACCUCACUGAGAACCAAAGCUAUGCCACAAUAUACAGAGAACUGGAGCGCACGAUCCUGGCUGCAAACACACAAGAGGACCUGAAGUGGUUCAGCAACAACCACGGCCCAGGGAUGCAUAUGAACUGGCCUGCAUUCGAGGAGUACAACCCAGACCAGGCUGCUGCUCCUCCAAAGAAGAAGAAACCAGAUGGAGCCCCACCCACUCCAAGCACCGACCAUGUGGCUCCACCUGGUGACCGUAGCAGUGUGAGCAGCUAUGAUAAGAACCAAGCCUAUUCGACUGAGUGGUCCGAUGAUGAGCAGCCCGCUGCGUACUCCGGCAAUGAGAACGGUGGCAAUGGGAAUUCAUUUGAAGAUGAUUCCAGCUCUGGGAAAGGGCUCCGUGUGCGAGCUCUCUAUGACUAUGAAGGCCAGGAACAGGAUGAGCUCACCUUCAAAGCAGGUGACGAACUGACCAAGACUGAGGAUGAAGAUGAGCAGGGCUGGUGUAGAGGUCGUUUGGACAACGGCCGAGAGGGACUGUACCCAGCCAAUUAUGUCGAGCCAAUCUAGUCACGUUACUGGACAAGGACAUGCCAUUGGAGGCAGCUUGAACUGUCCCGUCCAAUUGCACCGCACAUAGCCAGAGACUUAAGAGCAACACAUCCCUUGCCCAACAGAUGCGCCAAGCAGUCUUGCCUAAAUAAAACUUAGUAACCUAAAAGACAAUAUAUCGGUAUAAUAUAUUUUAUCCAGCAUUUGGGGUGGGUGGACUUACACAUUUAAAAACAGGAGCAGCAGUUAUUCCGGUAUAUACACACUCAACUAUAACAUCAAGACAGUGCAGGAACACAUUGCUUCUCUGUGUAGCUGUAUUUAACAUAUGAUGCAGCUUAUUUAAACUGGCAGUAUACUGCAGUCUGUUCUCUUGUGAAAAUGGGAAGACAAUAUAAUCAGUUACACCCAUUCGACAAAGAUGAGCUUCUCUAACCUGCAUUGUGUAUAUACAGUGUGAUGCCAUUUUGUGUAGCAUUUUUAAUGCUGUGUAUGGUCAGUCGUCAUUCUUACAUCGGGAAUGCUGUGUAGUGUUAAAAGUACCACAUACAGUAUCCUCUUUUUUUGUUUUUUUUUGUUUUGUUUUUUCUUUGUGAUUUGGUCCGACCUCUUUUCCAGUGUGUGCAGUGCUAUGUGUUUUUAACUGUUUCUGAACUUGCAUAGCAGCAUGCGCUAUGCAACGACUUGCAUUCCCUGAAUCCUGCAGCCUCCCGCGGGCUACAACUUGAUGCAACACUUCAGCUACAAAUGCAGAGUUCACUCCUUAGCGUCACAUGCUUCUGGACAUGCACGUGCUUCUGAUUUCACGAGAGAAAGCUUGUUGAUGAACCGAUUUUCUGUUUGUUUGUUUUUUUUCGACAUUUCCUUCUUUUUUUUCAUAUCACAAAUCCUUUGACAAUAUCAUCUUCAUGCAAACCAUGGGAAGGAUUUACAGUUUCUGCAGAAGCUUUCAUUCUCGGUUCACUAAUUCAGGUCUCAUUUAAUCCACUACUGCUAACAAGAAAUGUGAGUGAUACAUUCCCUCAGAGUGAAGUCGGAUGGAGCCAUCUUGCCACUGCAGUGUAAGAGGAGGGUUUUGAGCAAUGCCUGUGCCGGGGACUGUUCUUCCAGAGCGAAACGCCAAUGGAGGCAUGUCGAUGUGUUACAGUGCUACAGAAGAUUGAAGCCUCUCCAACAGGACAUGAAUGUACUAGUGAUUGGGCUCGAAAGAGGGCAUGUUGUCUAAACAUUGUUCUCCGCUGUCUUUUAAAGCCCCGCCUAGCAAAAAGCACUAGUUAUGUGGCCCGUUUUCCUGCUGAGCCAAAGAACGACCCGAUACCAUCAACUAUCCGUUUUCUCUCCAUGCAAUAAUUUCACAUAUUUCAUGUGAAACGGCUUCAGUGAAGAUCAACUUGUAGUUGCUUCCCAGUCCACCCACACUUCAUUUGUCUGCUCACAACACAGGGGGAAUACACGUCACCAGUCGUGUGCUGUAUGUAAGAUGACCCUUACACGGUGCGCUCAUUACAUGGCUGUUUUUAAGUCUUUAACUUGCUCCAUGGAUGUUAAAUAUCCAGGAGGAAUCGCAUUCAUCAGAUGUUAUCUUGCUACGAGUUGCACCUGAAUCUCUGACAAGAUGGGAGAAAUGCUUUUUAUAACUUAGUUGUCCUACAGUUUUUAAAUGUCACCGGGCCAACAGCAGUCAGAUGUGUUUAGCUCUGUGUCUGGAACUGGAUUCGACAGGUUUGGGUCUCACACAUGAGGAGAAACACAUCACCAGCUCACAAGUUGUGUCUUAGAGUAAAGCUGUCCAGCAUAGCAAAAAGGACUCCUGUCAUCCAACUGUCCUACAUCCUCGAUGCACGUACGCACACACACACGUAAAGACACACACACACACACACACACAAGCAUUAAACACGUUAUCUACACGAUACACGCAAUUCCAAACACAAAGAUCCACAUUACCAGGUUAAAAUUUUGGGGCAAAACGUCUUCAUCAUCCAGUGUGUAUGAGUUGUGUAAAUGUUAACAGAAAAAAAAUGUAAAAAAAAAAUGCAAGUGAUUGACUAUUAAGACAAAAUGUAGUGUUAUACAUGUAAAUGUGUUUCAUUAAAUAACAGCAAUGGAAAACAUAUUAAGUAAUAGGUACCAUAUCGUAUGAAUUUUAUUGCAAUGGAAUUGUCAGUGUAUCAUAAAAGCGUGACGUUAUCCCACGCUGUCAGAUUUGUAUAUGAUGAUGUAAUUUAAAGAUUAUAUUCUAUUGUAACUGUACAACUGUGUUGAGUUGAAAAUGAGACCUAACCAUGUUGAGGCAGUAAAAAGGUGUACAUGUAAAUGCUUUUUUAUGUUGAUCUCUUCCUUAUGCACAAAGGGGACAGCAGCUCAUGUUGUGGAAACCCUAUAUUAGCGGUCUAGAAGAUGUAUGUUCAUAGUUAGUGAUGUACUUUUAUCUCCUAACUGGUGUAGUGCCUGUUCAUCUUGAUGUAACAAGAAGUUCAUUUAAAUAUGCAUAAAGAUGAUUAUGAUCACAGAUAAUAAUGACGAUAGUGAUGAAAAACCCAAAUCAAAUUUGUUGUGAUGGUGUCAAUAUUGCGAUAUUGGUUUGAAAGGAAAACAAGUUUGUUGAAAAAAAAAAAAACAAAGAUAGUGUCUGUGUGUUUUUGUGUACGGACUGCAUAUGCGAAUUUGAGACUGUUCCAUGAAAAAGAGGCAAUUCUUGGGAAUUUGUUUGCUUUAUUGUAGAACCGGGACAAAUACCCAAAGAUAGGCCCAUAAAAAUGACUAUUUAACAGGUGGGUUUGAUAAAAUAUUCACUUAUUUUGGCAUUGCUUUGCAACUUCUAUAUGUUUGACACUUGGAUUAGAGAAAAGAAAAUGUCAUUAUUUUAAAAAAUAGGAAUUAAACGGAUAGUUUGACA
Molecule: messenger RNA, 4742 nt
Organism: Acanthochromis polyacanthus (spiny chromis)
Lineage: Eukaryota; Metazoa; Chordata; Actinopteri; Pomacentridae
Gene: pacsin1a
Product: protein kinase C and casein kinase substrate in neurons 1a
Exons: 11
Coding region: 542-1861 (439 amino acids)
Biological process (GO): regulation of endocytosis; cytoskeleton organization; neuron projection morphogenesis
Cellular component (GO): plasma membrane; endosome; cytoplasm
Molecular function (GO): protein binding; phospholipid binding
Source: RefSeq, a predicted model, not a curated record